AUGGUAGGCACAAUGACCUCCACCGAGGCAUCCCAAGACAUAUCCGAUGCCAUCGCCGCUGGUUUCGACGGCUUCGCACUCAAUACGCACACCAUCAGCGCCACGGACACCUGGAACGCGGACGCAAUCACUUACCUCCUCGACGCCGCCUCGGGCACAAGCUUCAAAAUGUUUCUGUCUUUCGACAUGUCCUGGGGCCUCGACGUUAACAGCCUCGGCUCAUUCCUGACACAAUUCACUAAUCACUCACAAUACUACACUACCUCCGACGGACGUCCAUGGGUCAGUACAUACAGUGGCGGUGCGUCGACUACCAACGACGAAUGGGAUUCGUCAUUCAUUCAACCCCUUGUGUCGCAGGGAGUGACGCCUUAUUUUGUGCCGAAUUUCGAUGAUUGGUCUGGUUACCCUACGGGAUUCUUCGAUGCGUUCCCUGUGGUGGAUGGUGCGUUUAGUUGGGAGAGCGCGUGGCCUGGUCCGGGGACCGCGGCCGCGAAUGUGAGUGAUACUGUGGAUGAGAGUUUGAUUGAGCAGGCACAUGGCGUUGGAAAGGUUUAUAUGAUGCCACUGUCGACAUUCCAAUUCAAAUACACCAGCUCAGACCAACAGUGGUACCGCAUCGGCGAAAUCAAUCUACCAGAACGCAUGGCUCAAAUCCUGGCCCUUCAACCGGACUUUGUGGAAGUCAUAACCUGGAACGACGCUGGCGAAUCACAUUAUGUCGGAAAUUUUUGGCCUGAGCAGAUCGCCGGCACGAACGAGGGGAAUUAUGCGAAUGGGUAUGAUCAUACGGGUUGGCAGCAGGUUAUCAAACCGUUUAUUACAGCCUACAAAAACGGGGCGACGGAGGUAGGGCAGAUGGAGAGCCAGAGUGGGGGGCCGGAGGGGGCGGUUUGGUAUAGGACGCUUUUGACGAGUGCGAGUUGCGCGAGUACGAUUACGAAUUAUCAGCAGGCGAAGGAUGCGGUUAAUUUCGCUGUUAUUUUACCUGCGUCGGACACCCCGUAUACAAUCGAAGUGUAUAGCAAUCAUAACUUGAUUCGCUCGUUUUCGGGUGUGCAAGGACUCAAUUAUGAGUCUGUGCCAGGUUUGCAAGCGGGCGGAGGACAGUAUAUUCGCGUCCUGGAUGGUGGAGGGAAUGUGGUGGCUGUAGCGAAUGGGACGAAGGAUGUGUUGAGUGAGAGCGCGGAUGCGUCGGUAUGUAAUUGGAAUUAUGAGGUUGUAGGGUUGUCAUAA
Messenger RNA from Talaromyces marneffei, 1236 nucleotides. RefSeq lists its product as uncharacterized. NCBI's taxonomy places the organism in Eukaryota, Fungi, Ascomycota, Eurotiomycetes, Eurotiales, Trichocomaceae. The transcript has 3 exons. Gene Ontology annotation, molecular function: glucan endo-1,3-alpha-glucosidase activity. Bases 1 to 1236 code for a protein of 411 amino acids. The record is from RefSeq and is a predicted model, not a curated record.